Aphanomyces invadans is the source of this 1215-nucleotide messenger RNA. RefSeq lists its product as hypothetical. Lineage: Eukaryota; Oomycota; Saprolegniomycetes; Saprolegniales; Verrucalvaceae. The coding region runs from base 609 to 980 and encodes 123 amino acids. The transcript has a single exon. The record is from RefSeq and is a predicted model, not a curated record.
UAGCCUUACGGAGAUGACUCCCAGCAAAGCAGCAGUUGUUUGCUGCCUUUGCAAAAGGCCAAAUCGAGCAAGUUGUGUCGGUAGCCAACAGAGUCCCAACCAGGCAGCGUCCCAAGUCGACUGACGAAAGGUGUUGUAUUUGGUUCUGGCUAUCCAAGCAUGACCUUGAUGCCUUUUUUGUCAGCGCAGCCCAUCGCACGCAUCAGCACACUUUGCAGAAACAUCGACCACAGGGUCACCCGUCUGGGGAGUCUACUCGACCAGUGCUGCCAAUGGAUGGUCCCAAACGACGUGCAGAUGAUCCAAAGCAGAACGUAGCCCACGGGAGACGAUGGCGGACUGGGCGUUGCCACGGCACACGGUUCUGCUGCUCUGGCGGCCAAGCCGUCGAAUCGCUUGCGUUUGUAUCAGGCAUGAUAGCAGCUUGUGAAAGACGCGGUGGAGUUGCGCCAGCGCUGUUUCCACUUGAUGGAUGCGCGACCGUUGCAACGUCGACAUGGCGGCCCACCUUUGCUCGUCUUGGCGGAUUUGCAUGAGCUGGAGCUCGAGCUCCAUGGCCCUCUCGUGCAGUUUGUUUCGCUCGUUCACAAGGGCAUCAUGUGUGCGAUAUGCUGCUUCUGUGUGUGCCGCCAGCUGCGUUGUUCGGCCAUCAAGUACUCCACAGCGUCUCGAAGUUGAGCAUUGUCCCGGCGCAAGGAGGCCGACGUUGCACUCGACCGCAUCCGAUCGCUUUCGACAUGUCGUACCCGAUCCAUGAGGUCUUGGUUCUGUCGAGAAAGGCACGUGACUUGGUGCUCACUGUCGAUGGAUAUUUGAACUUGCUGCUGUUUUUCCACGCGCAGAUUCGCCAUUUCCUUCUCGUGCUGUCUUUGUCGUCGCGUGAGGUCGUCCAGCUGAACUGCCAACUCAUUGCGCUCCCUUUCCAUUUGAAAGUACUUUUCCGCGAGAAGGUUUCCAUUUCGCGCUGCCAAGUCCAGUAGGCACCGCUGGUCGUGUACUUCUGCUAGUGACCACGACAGCUGCUCUCGUAAGGUUGGCUCGUUGUUCUCAGAGGAGCAAGAACAUGCCUCCUCGAGCUGCUUCAACGCACUUGGCGUCCCGAUCGAGCUUGUAGUCACGUCCAGCGGCAUCGUGUUGAGUGAAUGCCACAAACAAACUCGAGGGCGGCGAUCGGUUGCGUGCUGCGUCGGUGCAAUUGCACGAAUCUAUUUUUAG